UUCCCACGGCACCAAGGGCUUUCCAUCUUCCACGCAGGAUGGAAGAGCAGUUUCCACGCAUCGUAUAGUGAUCCGCUGCGCUCUGUGCUCUGAUAGCCCCUCCAGACCCACAAAAAAAAGAAGGGAAAAAAGACGCGAUUUGGUGACAGGCACGACCAUGCGCAAUGACUUACUUUGAUGAGAUUCAGCAGGCGCUGCACAAACUCCGCAUCUUUUUCUAACAGCAUCCAGAGAGAGAAAAAGGGACUGGAUCCUCUGCACAGCAUGACAGACACAGUGAUGAGUGGUGGGACGGGUCGCUGGGUAUCAAACGACAGGCAGGGAAGCAUGCAUCCAAAAGAUAAAGAGCAGGGUAACUGGACCAAGCAGCCAGGUCCCGGUUCCAGUCCAGAUCUGACUGAUGAAGAAAAAGAGAUAAUAAACAGUGUGAUUGCCCGUGCGGAGAAAAUGGAGGCAAUGGAGCAAGAAAGAAUUGGCCGCCUGAUAAACCGUCUGGACAACAUGAAGAAGACGGUGUGUGGGGAUGGAGUGUCCCGCUGUUUGCUGUGUGGGGAGCAGCUUGGAUCACCAGGGGUCAGCUCGGUGGUGUGUGAAGACUGCAAAAAGCACAUGUGUACUAAGUGUGGUACGCAGUGUGGUGGUCUCCCACGGCCUGUUUGGCUCUGCAAGAUCUGCAGAGAACAACGAGAGGUGUGGAAGAGGUCUGGUGCCUGGUUUUUCAAAGGUUUUCCAAAGCAUUUUUUGCCUUCACCCAUGCCAUUAUCUAAACCAAAGGAGGCAGCUGCCCAGAAGACAACAGAGCCUCAGAGGACAGCAGGUUCUCAGCAGAGGGACAUAGUCGCCCAAUCACAACCAGGUCCAAGUAAGAGUCAGCCUCCAGUUGCAGAGCAACACGUUUCAAGCAAGGCUUCAGCUGCAGAGUCACAAGGCCGGGCUGGUUACCCACCUGUGGCCCCUAAACCAUCUGUGCGUAUGGCCACGGGCGGGGCUGGCCCUGAAGAGCUUGGUCAGGGAAGUCCAGUGGUCAUGAAGAAGAUGGUACCUGUCCAGAGCUCGAGACAGCAGCCUUCUGCUUCUGUCGCCAUGGCUCAGCAAGGAGACGCAGGCGCUUACUCCUCUGGUGCUCCUCCAGAGCAGAGAUCAUCUCUUGACAGGAGGCAGCCCACUGCCUACGGCUCUCAUAACCCCCGGCAACAACCCCCCCCUGCUGAGGAGGAGGAAGAGGUGAACGACUACGACUCUGAUGAAGCCACCACCCUGGGUUCCCUCGAGUUCAGCCUGCUCUAUCAACAAGAAAGCAACAGCCUCCACUGCAGCAUCCUCAAAGCAAAGGGACUAAAGCCCAUGGACUCAAAUGGACUGGCAGACCCAUAUGUGAAGCUACAUCUGCUCCCAGGGGCUAGUAAGUCUAACAAGUUGCGCACCAAGACCUUAAGGAACACUCGUAACCCAGUGUGGAAUGAAACUCUCACCUACCACGGCUUGACGGAGGACGACAUGCAGCGCAAAACCCUCAGGGUCUCUGUCUGCGAUGAAGACAAGUUCGGGCACAACGAGUUUAUUGGGGAAACUCGAGUGGCACUAAAGAAACUGAAGAUGAACACAAAGAAAAACUUUAACGUGUGUCUUGAGAGAGUUGUGCCUACAAAGAAAACUGCAACAGCUGGAACAGCAAGAGGGAUCUCACUCUACGAAGAUGAGGCAGGGAAAGAUGGCACAGAGGUGGAGGAACGCGGUCGUGUUCUGAUCUCCCUCAUGUACAGCUCGCAGCAGAACCGCCUCAUCGUCGGCGUUGUGCGAUGUGUCCACCUGGCUGCUAUGGAUGCUAAUGGCUACUCCGACCCAUAUGUCAAAAUCUGCUUGAAGCCUGACAUGGGGAAGAAGGGCAAGUGCAAAACACAAAUUAAGAAGAGGACUUUGAACCCGGAAUUUAAUGAGGAAUUCGGCUUUGAGAUCAAACACAGUGAACUGGCCAAGAAGACGUUAGAUGUUUCGGUGUGGGAUUACGAUAUUGGGAAGUCCAAUGACUACAUUGGUGGGUGUCAGCUGGGUAUCACUGCCAAAGGGGAGCGGCUGAAGCACUGGUACGAGUGUUUAAAGAACAAGGACAAGAAGAUCGAGCGCUGGCACACCUUGUUAAAUGAGAAUCACGUUGCUAGCGAUUAACCACACAGCACGGGCUUAUCAAUGUGUUUGUCUUCAUUCCAUGUGGCACUUUUCCCUCCCCACAGUUAUUUUGGAUUUUUUUCAUUACAGCGCAGCAUUGCUCAUGUUUGGCUUCGACUUUCAGUUUGCAUCUUCUCUUCUCUCUUUUUGACUUUACCAGAGCUGAUUAUGAAUCAACCUCAGACCCUCGUUUAACUGAACAUGAAUCUGCUGCGAGGUGGCUCCGCAAAACGACCUCACGCCAGUCAUAUCCUGAUAAGAACUUCUUCAUUAAAGAAAAAAAAAAGUUGGGCUGAAGAAGAAAAGCAAUAUGUUAUGGCAUCUAUUCUAGAAAUCCAAGAUUUUAAAAGCCCCCAUGUUUGAAUUUCAUUAGGUCAUUAAGCUUUUUUGUUUUUUACUUUUUACAGUGGUUACAUAAUAUUAUAUCAGCAUGCCUGGCCGCACAUCUACUAAAUACUUCACCAAAUGAACACUUUGUAUGACUUCAUGAAGAAAUGUUUACAUAUUGAUACAUUGCUCAGGUUAGAGUAGAGAUCUGAUGUAACUGGGAUGUGAACUAGAUGAAUCAGUUGCUGUUAAGUUCAAAAUAUUAUAGCACACUUGUACGGUGUCAAAGGAGUUUUUUUUAUGUAAUGUAACUAAAACUGUGAAUUUUUUGGUUGGUGGGAAAAUAUCAACUGUACGUUUAGGACAACUGAAAAGUGAACCUUAAUUUUUUUUUCUCAGUUAUGAAAAAAAAAACAACAGAAAGAGACUUGAACCUGCUAAUUCUGCUCAGAAUAGGUUUUGUACUUCAGAGUUUACAGUGAAUGCACACAGUCAAGUUUGCUGCAGGUAAACCGGUAAUGUCUAAAGUAUGUGCUUUUACCUGCAUGCACCGUGCUUGUGAAUUUCGUGUGCCUGGGGCCGUAACAGCCCGCUUUUACCCCGACGUACCCUUUGCACAAAGCAGAGCCCGUUUUUUCUGUCUGCCACACCUUUAAUCAUCCGAGUGUGCUUGUUCACUAAUCACAGCAGACCAAGGAAAGCACACUUUACAAAGUGGAAUAACCUCAAAUUUGUACAACUGUGUGCAACUUUUUCCAAUCUCAAAACUGACAAAAACACAAAAAAUCCUAUGCAUGAAAUGUUUUGUGGGUCAAGAUAUAUAUACUUUGUAAGAAAUAAAUGCUAUUGUAAUUCCAUUAAUGUUUACACUACUUCCCCAUUAACAUUCCUACUGAUACUUUAUAUUCUGUACGAGAAGUCAUACUCUGCAUGACUAUAAAUAUGUUAUAAUAUGAUUAAAUUGGUUUGUUAGCGUCAACAGAAAUGGCUCAAACUCAGCCGAGCACAUGGAUGUAGGAGCUUGUAGCUGAGGGUAGCAGAUCAAAGGAAAUCUUGACAGGUCCUUUGCUUGAACCCUGUAGAUUUCUCCAGUACGUUUUCUUCACAAAGCCACUCUGCCUCCAUAUAGCAGCAACGUAGGCACUUUAACAGUAGGCUCUGUACGUUACAAUGGCAUCAUGAGCAUCAGUUGUUGUUUAAAAGAUCAGGCUUCUCUCUGAGCUAAAGUCAUAUCUGUCUUCUACUCGAUUCUGCCAGUUCAGUGGAAUGUUUCUUAAUCUCUGUAUUUGUACAUAGUGCAUGCAGUUGAAGUACAAAUGAUUGCAAAUACUUUUGCAUGGAAAGAUUUUGCAGAGAGUUUACACAGACCAAUAAACCUAAUUUAAAAAAUCGCAAA
Messenger RNA from Oryzias latipes (Japanese medaka), 3889 nucleotides. RefSeq names its product rabphilin-3A. The record is from RefSeq and is a predicted model, not a curated record. Lineage: Eukaryota; Metazoa; Chordata; Actinopteri; Beloniformes; Adrianichthyidae. Gene Ontology annotation, cellular component: postsynaptic membrane; extrinsic component of synaptic vesicle membrane; neuron projection. Gene Ontology annotation, molecular function: small GTPase binding. Gene Ontology annotation, biological process: regulation of calcium ion-dependent exocytosis; spontaneous neurotransmitter secretion; exocytosis.